This is a messenger RNA of Anastrepha obliqua, 1209 nucleotides long. RefSeq names its product putative gustatory receptor 36b. The record is from RefSeq and is a predicted model, not a curated record. The transcript is spliced from 2 exons. Bases 1 to 1209 code for a protein of 402 amino acids. Lineage: Eukaryota; Metazoa; Arthropoda; Insecta; Diptera; Tephritidae. Gene Ontology annotation, cellular component: membrane. Gene Ontology annotation, biological process: sensory perception of taste.
AUGUAUCGCAUCACAUAUUGGCUCCUCUAUUCUCACCACUAUUACGCACUCGCUGUGGGCUUUUUGCGUUUCCGUUAUAACUUCGCCACUGACCAAACGCUCACCACAACUUUCAUCACCUUCUAUAGUGCCGCUACCAACAUGCUGACCUUGCUCUGUCUGCCUUGGAUUUAUCAUUAUUCUUUACGUCUAUUGUUGCAGCACGAGCAUGCGGGAUUGUUACUUAUCUACCUUUUCAUAAUCACGAAAAUAGUAAGAGUAUUAGCCGUAGUUCUAGCGAUUAUCUAUAAUUGGAAAAAGCGCGCUGAAAUUUUGGCUGUCAUACGCGAUUUCAACGACUUGCGAUGGCAUUACUUUUCACGUUUUCCAACACCGCUGGAAUUUCAAAGGACUUACGAAAUCAGAAUUAUACGAAAUAUACUGGCAGGUAUCGUUAUUGAGGCUUCAGGUUUGAUUACACUAUUGAACAACUACAAACAUACCGCCACAGCUUCGUUCAUUGUCAGCACCUUAGUGUUGACUGUCAUAUCAAAUUUUUUGUGUUUGGUUAUGAAUCAAUACUAUUUCGCCAUACAAACCGUUAUACUAUUUGGCCGUAUGCUGAAUCGGCAAUUGAUCGGUAUUUUAAAAAGAGCAAAAAGCAUCGCACGAAUGUUUCGCCAUCAACGCUCCCAAACACAUUUAAUAGCACGCUGUCGAAAAUUGUCCAAUGAUCUCGAUGAGUUGGCGAAGGCGCACAGCCAGCUACAGGCACUGGCAGUACGCAUUAAUGCCAUGUUCAAAUUACAAGGCUUGGGUGUAUUAAUCAAUAUGUUUAUUUUCAAUGUCUGCUUAAUAUAUUCCGCUUAUUCGGUGAUUAGAACGGGUGAAUUCACGGCUAGUCAGAAUGGCUGGAUUUCUGUGUUGAUGAUAGCCUCGUGCACUGUCUACUUGGCGGACUUGAAGGACUUUCUGAGCGCAAUCGUCGAGCAUGUCGAUGUAUUUCGCAUAACUUGCGUACAUUUGGAGCAGCUUACUCCCUUGCAACUGUUGACUAAUGAGUUCGAACGAAGUUUGGAAACAUUUCGUUUGCAAUUGUAUCUCGAUGAAUUUCACUUGAAGUUAUUAGGACUAUUUAGCUUCAACACCCAAUGGAUCUUCUCGAUGUUCGCCUCAGUGUUAAUGAAUUCGAUUCUAAUAAUGCAGUUUGAUUAUCAAUAUUUUCAAUAA